GAAAAUUUUGAAAUCCAAAAUCCUAUUUUUCUCUCAAUUGCCGACUCUUCGAUUAUCAAUUCGAAGGUGUGUGUUCGAUUUCCCUGACAACAUCAGAAGAAACCCUUGAUUCGACGAAUUAAGGUAUUUCAAUCUCUUUAAGAUGCCGGCCACCGCAGGGAGGGUUCGCAUGCCCGCGAACAACCGGGUUCAUAGUAGCGCCGCCUUACAGACCCACGGGAUUUGGCAAAGUGCAAUCGGGUAUGACCCUUAUGCGCCUAAUAAAGAUGAUUCCAAACAUCCAUCGGGUCAGAUGACUGCCGCUGCUGAACCCGAUGGUGAAAACGCAUACACUAACUUUCAAGGGCUUUUAGCACUUGCCCGAAUCACUGGCUCGAACGCCGAUGAGGCUCGUGGAGCUUGUAGAAAAUGUGGGCGUGUUGGGCAUCUUACUUUUCAGUGUAAGAAUUUGGUGAGUUUGAAGGAGAGUAAGGAGAAACACCCCGAAGCGAUCCAGGCUGCGGUUCUGAAUGGACUGGAUAAGUUGAAAAGAGGGAAAGUGAGUGGGAAGGAGGAGGUGGAGAGCGAGGACGAGGAGAGUGAGAGUGAGAGCUCGGAUUCUGAUGUCGAUUCGGAGAUUGAGAGGAUUAUUGCUGAAAGAUCUGGGAAGAAGGUUAUAAGCAAAGGGAGGAAGUCAUCAAAGAAGAAGAAGAGUGGUGAGGAUGAUAGUUCGGAUUCGGAUCUUGGGGAGAAAAAGAAGAGAGGGAGGUCAAAGAAAAGGAGCAGUAGGAAAAGAGCAAUUAUUGAUUCUGAUGAUGAGAAGGAAAGUAGGAGGAAAAGGAGGAAAGAAAAGAGAAAGAAGAGGGAUGAAUCUUCAGAUGAGGAUGAGGGUGAUGAUCGUCGGGGUCUUAGGAAAAGAAAGAGUAGGAAGGAGAAGAGGAGAAGAAGAAGUCAUAGGUAUUCCAAUGAUUCUGAAUCAUCGGAUGGGUCUGACUAUUCUGGUAAACGGCAUAGGAGGAAGAGCCAUAGGCACGAAUCCCCCUCUGAUUCUGAUGUUAGUGGUUCGGAUGAUUCACGGGUUGGAAGAGGUGCAAAGAGGUCUGAGAAGAGCAGCAGGAAACGCUAUCAUGAAGACGAUGAGUAGAGGCUUGUUAGCAAAGGGAUUCGAUAGAGUGGAUAUAAUGUUCGUGCUAGAAGUUGUUGAUGUUUCGGUGGACAAGGUUAUAUAAGGUAGUUGUUAUCGUGCGUAAUAUCUGAAGCAUGUAGGUACUCUUGCUUGAGUAGGAAAAAAAAA
Messenger RNA from Hibiscus syriacus, 1273 nucleotides. Its product is annotated as CAX-interacting protein 4-like. Gene Ontology annotation, molecular function: zinc ion binding; nucleic acid binding. The record is from RefSeq and is a predicted model, not a curated record. The transcript has 3 exons. Lineage: Eukaryota; Viridiplantae; Streptophyta; Magnoliopsida; Malvales; Malvaceae. Bases 143 to 1123 code for a protein of 326 amino acids.